ACCAUUUCACUCGUCGACACGUUACAUUCCCCACAUUCCCCUGGCACAUGUGUCGCACGGCCAACCCCACGAAAAAAAAUCCGUCCGGGCGCAGAAGACAGACCGAAUAAUGACAAAAAACAGGCGAAAUUCGAUGACUUGUUGCAGGUGAACAGCCAAUAAAAGCAUUAUUUCAUUAAGGGCCGUGCCGUGCGCGGGCGUCUCGCGUCUCGACGCCUCUUAGGCGUCCGGACGGGGCCAAUGGGAACGGCGACGGGGCGGAGCCACCCCUAAUUCCUAUAACAACAUGCAAUUCACGAACACAGUCCGAAUUUAACGGUGUUUGCGAAAACCGAAUCAUAAUCCGUUAAGUGGUGAGAAUGGCUGGUCCGUACUUGUCGUCGUUGCCCGGCGAUCUGCUCACCGAGUACAUGUUCGGCAGAAGGAGGCAGAGGAGGAACAGGACGACGUUCAGUCCGCAGCAGCUGCAGGAGUUGGAGGCGCUCUUCCAGAAGACUCACUAUCCGGACGUAUUCUUGCGGGAGGAGGUCGCGCUCAGGAUUAGCCUGUCCGAAGCCAGGGUGCAAGUCUGGUUCCAAAACCGACGAGCCAAAUGGCGAAAGCAAGCCCGUCUCCAGCUGCUGCAGGACGCGUGGCGGAUGCGCUGCCUGGGCAUAACAUCCCCGCAAUUAAUCUUGACAGGCAGGCCCGCCGGUCCACCGUUGCCGUCGGCGGGCGAACCUCCGGAGAAGGACUACCCGGUCAACCCCGGUCUUCCGGUGCCGUGCCAGUGCUCCCCGACCGCCGGCUCGAGGAGUCCGCACAGCAUGCGCAGCUCCCCCAGCCCUAGGCCCAUCUCGCCCGGCGGGCCCAACGAUCUGUCGCUGACGAAGAAACCGCACAGUCCCGAGGACUACGACGUCAGCAAAAGACUCCUGCACCGCGUGGAGACUUAAGGCAGUGCGGCAGCAGGUUUACAGACGCAAUAAUUUUCACUUUAGGUUAUUAUGUAUGGUACACGGUUUAUGUUUUAUAACUUAACGUGGAUAUCAGUUAUUUUUAUAAUUUGUUAGGAAAAUACUGCAAUAAAAUGUUGCUGCAGCUUUAUCACAUACUUUAUUGAAUCCUAAGGUUAAUUAUAAUAAUUUAAUUUCAAACUGUAGAUAAUUUUAUAUUUAUCACCUGCUUCAAUUAGAGAACAGGUUAUUGUCGAAAUUUCAUGUGGACAUUUUUAAUAUUUCUAAAAAUUUUGAAUUAAUCAAAAUUUUUGAAAAUUUUGUAUAAUGUACAAACGCCAGGUUAUAAUACAAAAACUGUUGACAUUUAUGUAUUAGAGUCAUAUAGAGUUUAUUAAUAUAUUAAACAAUUUUUGUGGA
Molecule: messenger RNA, 1355 nt
Organism: Aethina tumida (small hive beetle)
Lineage: Eukaryota; Metazoa; Arthropoda; Insecta; Coleoptera; Nitidulidae
Product: dorsal root ganglia homeobox protein
Exons: 3
Coding region: 360-935 (191 amino acids)
Biological process (GO): regulation of transcription by RNA polymerase II
Molecular function (GO): DNA-binding transcription factor activity, RNA polymerase II-specific; RNA polymerase II transcription regulatory region sequence-specific DNA binding
Source: RefSeq, a predicted model, not a curated record